AUGGAUGCCCGGCCGCGCGGGCGGAAGCGGACAUGCCCGGAGGACCACGGCUAUCACCCGUACGGCGAGGUUGACGCCUCCCAGCGGCGCUGGUACUACAAUGCUGAGUUUAAUCACCGAGUGCGACUGCGGGAGUUUGGGCCGGCGCCACUCUCCUCACAGCAGAACAAAGCGCGACUGCGACCAAUCCACAAGUACCUCAGGGAGUACAUGCAACGCCUGCAAAGCCUGCAGGCUGAGCUGUUCCCGGUCGCCGUCGCACGCGACGUCGACACGCUCGCUGCCUCGUUCGACGCGCUGCAGCCUCCGCCCGCAGUCCCACCACUGCUGCCUCGAUCGGCGCCACAAGUUGUGCUGCAUUGCCCGCAGCUGGCGGCCUGCUGCGCCGAGCUCUUCUCCGCCGGGGUGCCUGUCGGCCCUUGCCCGCCAGUCCCGUCUCCGCCACAGCCUCCUCCUCCGCCGCCACCGCAGCUGGCCGCACCAGCACUGCCGCCACUGCCGCUGUCGGCUCCGAUCGCAGUGCAGGAGAGUGAGAGCGAGGAGGAGGUGGAGGCAGAGGUGGAGGCACCAGGUAAGGAAGGCGGACGCGUCAAGGUGGAGAUGGGCGCAGGGGAUACGAGCGAUGUCGAGGAAGUGGCGCCACCGCCCCCUCCGCCUCGCACCGCCUUGGCGGCCCGCGACGGAGAACAAGAGGUACAAGCAACGGCGUCGACGGGCGGGCUGCUAAACUUGCCGCAUGCACGCGCGCUCUGUCCCUCGGCGCCGUUCAGGGCACCGCAGGGUGCCUUCGCCAAACGGCCGCUCCAUGGCAACGCCGAGGCGUGCCCCCGCUGCUACUGCUACAUCUGCGACGCGCCAGCCAGAGAGUGCACGCAGUGGCAGAGCGACUACCGAAAUGCCCCCAGCCACUGCAACGCGCACGAUAGGCUCACGAAAUGGCGGAAGCUGCGGGAUGGCGCGAAAAGGAAGCGGCAGUGCGCGGUGGCGGUAUGA
Molecule: messenger RNA, 993 nt
Organism: Emiliania huxleyi CCMP1516
Lineage: Eukaryota; Haptophyta; Isochrysidales; Noelaerhabdaceae
Exons: 1
Coding region: 1-993 (330 amino acids)
Source: RefSeq, a predicted model, not a curated record